Messenger RNA from Prorocentrum cordatum, 835 nucleotides. The record is from the annotation of a GenBank genome assembly. NCBI's taxonomy places the organism in Eukaryota, Dinophyceae, Prorocentrales, Prorocentraceae.
GCUCAAGCGACCCCUGCCUUCCGUAUGCCUUCCUGCACGUGUCCAUAAGUCGGGCAGCCAGUGUUGCUGCGUCGAGGCCUUCCCUCACGCCUGAGCCAUGGCGCGCGGGGUGCGCUGCGUGCCCGCAGCCCUCUGGUCGGUGGCGGCUGCGCUCUCGUGUGCCCCGGGCUGCGCCGCGCUGAGCGCCGCGGUGGUGCCGGAGGCCGGGGCGCCCUCGGGGGCGCUCGCGAUGCACGCUGCGACCAAGACCGUGUCGGCGCUCGUCUUCGACCCCAGCGAGUGCAAGGUGUGCGCUUUCAACGGCCCCGCCGCGCCGCGCCUGUUCAUCGACGGGAGGGACGACGGCCUCGGCAACAACGUCGAGGCCAUCAUCUACGGCAUGGCCUUCGCGAGGAAGACUGGCAUGAGCUUCGGGGGCGUGGUCGGCGGCGGCAAGAUGGCCCACGGGCUGCAGGUCGCCAAGAUCGUGGCAGACAUCUUCGGCCUGAACAAGGACCACCUGUACCUGCGGAGCAUGCCCAUGAGCAGCCAGGUGGUCCAGGUCAAGCACCUCACGGACAUCGAGAAACUGCGGCUGGACAAGAACACGAACGACGUGUGGCUGCAGACCAACAUGCCCCAGAGCGGCGUGAAGGCCCCGCGCACGAUCGACGAGUUCCUGGACGACGAGUUUCUGGAGGCGCUCCGGGCGCAGGUCCUGCCGCAGCUGGUCGAGCAGCACCCCCUCUCAGAGAUCCGCCGUGGGAACGGCCCCGUGGUGGCCAUGCACGUGCGGCGCGGCGACGUGUCGGCGACGAACAGGGCAACAAGAACCGCUACACUAAGAAUGAGUUCU